Closterium sp. Naga37s-1 is the source of this 424-nucleotide messenger RNA. The record is from the annotation of a GenBank genome assembly. Lineage: Eukaryota; Viridiplantae; Streptophyta; Zygnematophyceae; Desmidiales; Closteriaceae.
GUGUGUGCUUGUGGUGUGUCCUGCCACCAUGCAGGUGUGUGCUUGUGGUGUGUCCUGCCACCAUGCAGGGGACUGCCUCUCGUUCCAUUCAUUCCCAUUUGCCAUAUCUGACUUUCUGUCUUCUGGCUCCCUCGUCUGCCUCUCUGAAUUUCUUCCUCCUCUUCUUCCCUCCUUCUCCCUCCCGGCCCACCAACAGAGGUACCUGGCGUCAAUGGAGGGGGCGGUGCUGUCAGGCAAGCAGUGUGCGGAGCAGAUCGCCACGCGGGGGGCGGGGCGCAAGCCGCUCACGGGCAUUUCAGUCCAGGACUUCCUGCAGAGGCAACCAGAGAUGGCCACCGUGUCUCUUGCUGCUGCUCUUGGGGUUGCUGCCACUGCUGCUGCCCUGCUUGCUGCCUCAACAGCAGCCACUGCUUUGCCACUGUGA